Messenger RNA from Calliphora vicina (urban bluebottle blowfly), 4178 nucleotides. RefSeq names its product serine/threonine-protein kinase/endoribonuclease Ire1 (gene Ire1). NCBI's taxonomy places the organism in Eukaryota, Metazoa, Arthropoda, Insecta, Diptera, Calliphoridae. The transcript has 9 exons. Bases 242 to 3523 code for a protein of 1093 amino acids. The record is from RefSeq and is a predicted model, not a curated record. Gene Ontology annotation, biological process: mRNA processing; intrinsic apoptotic signaling pathway in response to endoplasmic reticulum stress; protein phosphorylation. Gene Ontology annotation, molecular function: RNA endonuclease activity; ATP binding; protein serine/threonine kinase activity. Gene Ontology annotation, cellular component: IRE1-TRAF2-ASK1 complex.
UAUUUGACAAUUAAACAAUGAUUUUUUCUACUUCGGGAAUACGAAUAUUGUACAAUGUGCGGAAAAACUAAUUAAAAGUUAUAAGUUUUUAAUACAAAGUGCGUAAUAAAACUGAAAAAUUGUUUAAUUAAACAAACUAAAUGUUAAAAACAAGAAACAAUUACACAAAUAAUGAGAAUAAGAGUGUAAAGAAAGUGUGUGUGUGUGCAAGAAAAAAGAAAAACAAUCAAAUGAAAACAAAAUGAGACGAAUGAAUUGCGGCUACGAUAAAAUGGAAAAAUCAUUUGUUCGCAAAUUUUUUUAUUGUUUAGUAUUUUGUGUUAUUAUUGCAUCAGCCUCGGUGUCGGCUACGAUAGCAUCAAAAUCAACGACACCAUCAACAGAUAGUGCUGAGGUUGUUGUCGACGAUGUUAUUGUUGGUGGAGUGAUUAAUACAGCUAAGGAUUGUACCGAUUUAGCCCGUGAUGAAGAAACUCUAAUGGUAUUUUCCACAUUAGGGGGCGGUUUGACUGCAAUUGAUCCGAUAACAAGUGAAAUACGUUGGACUAUAGCUGAUGAUCCCCCCGUCAUGUCAGAACAGCAGCAGAAUGUUCAUGUCCCGCAGUAUUUGCCCGAUCCACGGGAUGGCAGCAUUUAUCAAUUGGGUGAUAUGGGCAGUUUGAAAAAACUACCCUACACUAUACCACAAUUAGUGGCGAAUGCACCAUGUCGUUCGUCUGAUGGCAUCUUGUAUUCGGGCAAAAAGAGUGACACAUGGUUUAUAGUCGAUCCCAAGUCGGGUAGACGUGAAAAAGUGGGCUUUGAUGGUUCGGUAGAUGGAGGUGAUGGUGAACGUAUUGGUUGGGCCACAUCGAGAGCAAUAUAUUUAGGUAGAACACAAUACACGGUCAUGAUGUAUGACAGUUCACAAAAGAAUAAAAACGCUAAGCCGUGGAAUAUAACAUUUUAUGAUUAUAGUUCGAUGGCCACCACUCCGGAUAUUUCAAAAGAUUAUGAAUAUUUACACUUAACUACCACUUCUAACGGUAAUAUUUUGACUUUGGAUCGCAAAAAUGGCAAAUUUUUAUGGAAGAAUGAUUUAACCAGUCCAGUGGUAGCUGCUUUCCUUUUGGGUCCUGAAGGCUUGCUAAAUGUGCCAUUUACCACGGUUUCUGAUGAAGCUUUUCAAGCUAUACUAGAGGAAUCAAAAGAUGGCAAUGUAAAUACAGUUAAACUUUUCCAAUCUUUAUAUGUUGGAGAACAUAGACAUGGCUUGUAUGCCUUGCCCUCAUUAGUGGACAAAAAUACACCCCGUAUUACCACAGCGCCACCUAUCAAACUAUUAGAUGGUCCUCAUACGAAUAUUGAUCCCAAUACAAUUUAUUUAAAUGAUGUAUUUGAUAAUAGCGCUGGAAUUUUGCUCGGUCACUAUAAUGUGCCCAACGAUGUUAAUCUACAAAUUUCUCCCACACCUGCUGUUACAAAAGACGAUAGCAAUCAUCAAUUGGCCACGAUUAAUGCUGCUCUUAAUGGCCCCGGUCUUUCUAUACUCUCAACUGGCAAUGAAAAACAUUCAGCCGAUAUUGGUGUACAAACUGAACCGGUCAUUGAAUUGGAAAUUGAAUCGAAUAUAAUUAAUAAAACAUUUGGCCGCUUUGCUUUGAAUAAAACCAAAGAAAUUAUUAUUGAUAAUAGUAAACAAGUGCGCUCGUUUUUCUAUGAAUGGUUCAUAGAUCAUCCAAGCAAUCAAGUGCACGUUAUAUUGUGCAUUAUAAUUGUUGUAAUGAUUUUAAUGUUCUGGUACAUGUACAGUUCCAUGCGUGAGUUGAGAAAUCAAAGUGAGAAUGGUUCAAAAACUAAUGGCAACAGUGGAAGUCGUGGAAGUGGCAGUAGUAACAUCAGUGCUCAAGAUUUGGUCGAUUUGGGAGAUGGCCAUAUACGAGUGGGCAAAAUAUCCUUUAAUUCCAAUGAAGUGUUGGGUAAGGGUUGUGAAGGAACUUUUGUAUUCAAGGGUACUUUUGAGGAACGUUUUGUGGCGGUUAAACGCUUACUGCCAGAAUGUUUCACAUUCGCUGAUCGCGAAGUGGCUUUGUUGCGCGAGAGUGAUGCUCACGAAAAUGUGGUGCGUUAUUUUUGCACAGAACAAGAUCGCCAGUUUCGUUAUAUUGCUGUGGAGCUGUGUGCUGCCACACUACAAGAUUAUACAGAGGGUGAACGGUGCAUGGAAUUGCGAACACAAAUAUCGGUGUGGGAGGUGAUGAAACAAGCAGCUGCUGGACUGAAUCAUUUGCAUUCUUUGAAUAUAGUUCACCGAGAUAUUAAACCUCAAAAUGUAUUAUUGUCUUUGCCCGAUGUAAACGGCGCUGUACGUGUUAUGAUCUCGGAUUUUGGUCUGUGUAAAAAACUGAAUUAUGGCAAAACAAGUUUUUCAAGACGUUCAGGCGUUACGGGUACAGAUGGUUGGAUUGCGCCUGAAAUGAUGCGAGGCCAAAGAACUACAACUUCAGUAGACAUAUUUUCAUUGGGUUGUGUUUAUUAUUAUGUCCUAAGCAUGGGACAACACAUUUUCGGAGACGCUCUUAAGAGACAGGCAAAUAUAUUGGCCAAUGAUUUUAAUAUGAAUCACAUGAAAACCGAACGCAAAGAAGAAUAUAAUAAAAUUAUUUUAGCUGAACAACUUAUCAGCGAUAUGAUAAAUAAAGAUCCUCAAUGCAGACCGCCAGCUAGAUGUAUUGGCAACCAUCCUAUAUUUUGGAAUAAUCAAAAAAUCUUGGCCUUUCUACAGGAUGUUAGUGAUCGUGUUGAAAAAUUACAGUUUAAUGUAGAGCCCUUAAAGUCACUAGAGAAAAAUGGUAAUAUCGUGGUUUUGGAAGAUUGGAAUUUACAUUUGGAUCCUAUAAUAACCGAAGACUUACGCAAAUUCCGUGGUUAUAUGGGAGCAAGUGUUAGAGACCUCUUAAGAGCUUUAAGAAAUAAGAAACAUCAUUACCACGAAUUAACCAUAGAAAUGCAGUGUAUACUUGGUAGCAUUCCCCAUGAAUUUACUAACUAUUGGAUUAGUAGAUUUCCCCAUUUAAUAUCGCAUGCCUAUCAUGCCUUUAGUAUUUGCUCAAAUGAGCCUAUUUUCCAAACCUAUUACAAUUCCUCUUAUCAUUUUACUCGUCCCGAGUAUUUUGAUGCCGACGAUGAUUUAUAUCCCACUCUCUUGCAGAGAGAUCCUAAACCUUUGCUGAAACAACAACAGCAACAACAAGGCACAAGUAACAGUCCUAAGAAAACAUCACAAAAUCCUGCACAGGCACGUCAACGUAAGGGUGCCUACAAUUUUCGCAAAUCAUUGGGCGAGGAAGAUUUAGCUGCGCCUCAGGGGUUGCUGCGCAAUUUUGAUAGUGCCUUAGAGGCCGAGGAUGAUAAACACGAUGUAUUUGCUAAUUUUAAAUUUAGACGUUAUGCUAAGCCCUCUAAUCGUAAUUAUAAUAACAAUAAAAAGGAUAAAAAUGUAACAUGGACUUUAAAUCCAAACACAACAACUAAAGAUGAAUAGUUUCUAUAGUUUUCUUUCCUAAUUUAUAACAAACAAUUUAAAAAAAAAACUUAAAUUAAAUGUGCAAUUUUUUCGUUAUAAAUGUUAGAUGUGUUUAUUCCAAAAAUUUAAAUUAGCUUUUCUAUAUUUUUAGAUAAUUAAUUAUCUCUUAACGCACCAUUUUAUUUAAACUUUAAGCGUGAAUAAUUUUUGUAGCACCAUUUAAUUUCCUUUAGCAUAAAAUAUACUAUUAUUAAAAUAAAAAUUUACUAGUUGUUAAGUUAAUUUUUUAGUAAUGAAUAUUUGUUAGUGAAACUAAACAUCCUAACGAAUCAAUGUCUGUGAUAAUUAUACUACUAUUUCUUUUCUUAUAUUUCAUUAAAAAAAUAAAUAAAAAAAAAUCAUCUAAAAUGGUUGCAAGUGUUUUAGUAAUUGAAGAGAAUAAUAUAUUAUAUAUAAAAAUAAAAUAUCAAAUAUGUGAAUGAACCUUAUACCUACCUACAAGUUUAUUACUUACCAAAUUAAUUUUAUGAGUUUUAUAAACCAUUUUUGUAAAUUUCAUUUUAAAAUGAAUGUUUUUAUUAUGUAAAUAAAUAACGAAAAAAAAAAUAUAAAUAAAUAAUAAUAAUAUAAUGAUUGAUAAUAAAAUAAACAACAAACAAAAACACAACAAUAA